UGUCGGUCAUGCAGGCAAGGGCAGUUGGAAAGUGCCCAUACAAACCUAUAUAACAGCCCAAUACAAUGGAACAACAUCACACAUGCGUUUCGCUAUUGACGAUAGUUGAAGUUUCAACAGCUUUCAUCGAUUAAGCUGAGCGUGUUUCGACUUUUUUACAACGAAGUUCAAAGGCACAUUGCUUAGGCGAAGUACGCGGUACUAUAGAUCUGGGGUCACGCGGGGCGAAGAUCUAGGCAAUCCGUCUGUGUGCAUUGCACCACAACAUGAAGGUGUGCUGUACCCAAUACCAACAUUUAUACUGCUUCCCCCAUGAGAGAUGAAUAUGGGCAACUUGAACACACUCCUGGUAGCGAUGCUGGCCAUGCUUCUGCGGGGGACAGUUGCAGGGAUGGCAGAGAUCAUCAACAUACUGCCAAUAAGUGGGUGUGUUGGGCCUGGGGACCCUAUCGUGUUGAACUGCAAAGUCCGGGCGGCUCGGAACGAAAAUAGCACGAUAGCCUUCUUCCAUGGGUCCGUUCUCGUCACGAACGAAUCCCACCCCACCGCUACGGUGCAUCAUUAUACACCGCUUUGCCGCCUCCGCGGUUCUAAGCUCAGGUGGGACAUUGAAGCUACACUGACUGUUCCUACAGCCACACAAGCUGAUGCUGGCGAGUACUCCUGUAGUUUGUCACCGCGAGACCUUAGAACUAAUAAUGCAACCGUUCUGGUACAACGCCAAUCAGAGUUCGACCUCGUCGUCAGUACGAUUAGGCCAAAUCUAGGGCAGCAAGUUUCGGUGGAAGUCAGGCGGAAGUGCGAUCAAACUGCCUCGAUCGAGGUUACAAGGACAGACGCACAUGGAGUGGUGACAGUGAUCCCGCACCGAUAUCAACACGAGGCAAAUAAUGACAAACCCUACGUUCGGAAGUCCGACGGCUGGCUCAUCAUACCCCACUUCAAAUGCGAGUAUUUGGGCAACUAUACCUUCACUGUCCAAGCUGUCAGAGUCUUCGAAGGGAUACCAACAUCGAAAUUUGUAUUCAUGGACGCAUGGUGUGCAGCAACAUGCUGCCCUCAAGAAGAAGACGCCUCUUCAGAACCCCCUGAGAAGGAAGGCUCUACUCGCAGAUCUACUGCGAGUCCGCACCAAAACCCUCAUCCGAUGUCGAGCGAGAACGAGGUUGAUAACAGUCUCUUCAUUGCCUUCAUUGUGAUUCUGGGUGUCUUGAUGAUCGUUGUCCCUCUUGUGGUGCAUUUUUGGCACCGUCGCAAAAUUCAAAGCUUGAAGAGACAGCUGAGUCAAAUUCGUGGAAGCACCCAGCUUGGCAUGGAGGAUUCGGACCAAAAGGUCUAGAAUUCCAUCUUCCAUGGUAUUGGAAGGGAUAUAUGGUAUAUCUCAUGAGGCCAGUAUUUUGCUGAUGACCAGUUGUCCCCAGUGGUCGGUGAAAUGGUUGAGUCUGAAAUUGCAAUUGAUUUUGCACAUAACAUGAGAUUCAAAGUGACAAAAAGAAAUUUAAAAAAAAAGGUUUCCAUUGUAGAACAACAAAGUAUUGUUUUUACAUCAAGAUACAAAUGUAAUACAUCAACAAAAUAACCAAUCUCCCGCAACGGUUGAACAAUAGACGCGUCAUUGAGGUGUAAUGCAACUCCAAGGUUGUCUCAGAAGUUUAUUAAGCAGUAAUUUUGUAUAUACUGUAUUAAAUGCUUUAGUGUAAUCAUAUUGUACAGACUUGAAAUGGACGUUGUAAAAAAUUAAUUCAAACACAGUAUAAAGUAUCACGACGAUUGGAACACGCUAGAGAAUAAAUGUCAAAGGUUUCAAAGAAUUGAGACUCAUGAAAGGUAACGGUAUUAUAACCGAACUUGACACGUAUAUACGAUUGGACCAUUUUUGCAGAUCAGAUCAAGUCCGAUUUUACGCAAACAAGCUAGCUGAAGUCACAUUAGGUUCUGACUCCCGAAGUAUUUUUUUUGAGAGAAACUUGAAAAUAAGGACCCUGUGGUUUCGACAAUCUGGCAAACUUUGGGAAGGUUUACAUACGGAAACCUCUGACAAAACUGUUUUUGGCAUCUCUGCAUAAUUUCGAACCAGUGGGUUUUUUGUGUUUGUGCACUUUAUAUUAAAGUGCCAUCGUACUUGAAGUAUUUUCAGGAGGAAUCAACCUCCAAGUCCGUCUUUUAUACCCAGCACAAUAUGUGGCAAAACAGGGACGCCCCAAUGUGACGCAUAGGCUAUACACCUUAAGGCCAUUUUUGCCUACUUCACCCCCGCCCCAAAAAAAAAAUCUGAAAGAAACUCCAUCAACACAAAAAGACACAAAAGAGAGGGGACCCCCUUUACCACUAAUUGCGCAUCAAAUGCUGUCUUUUGAGUAAAGGUUUAGUGUCAGAAUGGAAAGACCUCAGCUUGGAUUAAUCUGCCUCAUUGGGCUCUGACAAACAGUGUUUGAAAGGCAAUUUGACAAGGAAGUACUUUGUGGUAAAUAUGACAUUAAAAUGUUUGUGAUCAACAUGCAAACGAUUCAUGUCGCAAAUGAGCAGACAGACAUGGGUGGUUGAUUCCUCAGGAAAUAUCAAAUCCUUACGUGAGAUAUUUAUUACGGCUAUGCUUCACUUGUGCUCAUCUCUCUUUCAGAAAUAAAAUCAGAAGAGCAAGGCCGGGGGCUGGGACUGUAAUCCGCGUUUCGUUCCAAACCGUAUUAUAGGUGUAUACGUGAUUUCCGAUUGCAAUUCUUGAACACGAUGUCCUGCUCCACAAAUGGGAUUUUAUUUUUGAAGGAUGGUUUCAUUGGGCUGAAUUUGAUGAGAGCUGGUGUGUACAAGUGUUGCGUAAUGCAAAGGUAAAGCCCUGUGGGCCGCUACGUUGACAUGCAGAGUCUUGUAUCACUGUAUUUUUUGUCACUUUCUGUGUAAAAAAACUCGACAGAGAAGAAAACCUUGAAGUCACGGGGAUGGUUUAAAAUAGUCCUGUAGCAGUUACAGAGAUGAUUGGACAUUUCAAAAUUAGUUGAGCUGAUUGGUGUUGGGUUUCAAAAUGUUAUUCCAAUGUUAGCCCCAAUAAGACCUCACAUAGAAUUAACAAAGUUUCACGUCUGCGUUUAGGUGGCGUGGUUUGAGUAAAAUCUUUGUAUCAGUUUAAUGUUCAUGGUCCAAACAGAAAAAACUAACUUACACCGAUUAAUUGUGCGAAUUUUAUGUUACGAGCAAAUUUAGAUUGCGAUUUAGACUUAGAUUUAGGUAAAACAAUAGUCAAAGGUCAGAUUUGGCUUUAUUCCUCAAAUCGAUACACCGACAAGUUAAUUAGAUUUAAUGUUGAAGGUAUUUGUUAUAGUUAGGGCCACAUUUUAUAUUUACAAACGUGAUGAAAAAUGUCUGUAAAUACUCAAUUUGUUCCUUUUUCUGAUUGUGCUAAUAUUUUCCUAAUAUUAUUUGAUAAAAAUUGGUUAAGUCGAGUGUGCUUCGCCCACGUGGUGGCUAAAGAGAAAGAAUCUCAGUUAUUUGAA
Messenger RNA from Acanthaster planci (crown-of-thorns starfish), 3488 nucleotides. RefSeq lists its product as uncharacterized. The record is from RefSeq and is a predicted model, not a curated record. NCBI's taxonomy places the organism in Eukaryota, Metazoa, Echinodermata, Asteroidea, Valvatida, Acanthasteridae.